Molecule: messenger RNA, 7818 nt
Organism: Besnoitia besnoiti
Lineage: Eukaryota; Apicomplexa; Conoidasida; Eucoccidiorida; Sarcocystidae
Exons: 12
Coding region: 1-7818 (2605 amino acids)
Source: RefSeq, a predicted model, not a curated record
AUGGCGUUACCACCGUGGAGGAAAGGGGGUUCUGCCUCCCUCACAUCUGUCGAGUCCGCCGUCCCUCCCCGAGACCAGCCACCGGCACAGGGUGGUUGGGAGCAUCCGUCGUACGCCACAGCCCCCCCCUGGCAGCACAGGAAGGGGAGUUAUGAGUCGGAGAGGAACGAGCCGCUGCAGACUGAGUCCAACCUGCGUUAUGCCAGACCGGCUGGAGGACGCGUCGUUGAGGCGGACAGCCGGCGCGAGCCGCGUCAGCGGCACGGCGACUGUACGGGGGCGGCCUCUUGCGGCAGAAGGCCGGGAAGGCCAAUUGGAGAGCGACGGUGUGAGAGGGGGGAUAGAGAAGAGGACGCGUGGCGGAGGCACAGGCAAGGCGAAGGUGAUCAGGUUGCAGCGUCGUGGGGAGAAUCUGGACGGGGAAACGAGGGCCCUCGGCACAUUAAAGGAAACUCGUAUGGAGAAGGGGGUCAUCGAGGUCGCCCGGAGGACAACAAAGGCCGAGGCGAUGAAUGGAGUGAUACUACGCGCCUUCGCGGCGGUAACGGAGAAGGUCGAGGCGGGACGAGGCGGGAGGGACUCGGCAGGGAAGUGAUCGACUAUGAUGUGUGUCAUCGCAGGCGCAGUCGCACACCAGAGAGACGUGAGCAAGGCGUGCGGCGUGCCACGCGCGUCUCUUCUCCGUCGCCGCUCCCCGGCCCGGCGUCACGUCGCUCGAGAGAAAGCGUUCUGCGUAGUCCCUCGCCGAAGUCGAGACAGCCGUGGAGCAGCUCAGCCCCUCGCGCUGCGGAUCUUGCGUACGCCGGCAGCAACGCAGGAGCGGCGGACGUGCCUUUGGAGGACUGCGUCUCGGCGCGGGUAUCUCGCACUGCUUCUCGGCUCGCGCCUCCCGUCUCUCUCCCAGCCUUUGCAGGAGGCCUUCCGGUCACUAGUGUGUGGGCAGCGGCACCUGAGGAGGACGGCGGAGCUAGCGUCCGCACCUCGGCCGCCACGCUCGCCACAGCGGAGGGACCCUCGCUUGUUCUGCCAGCGCCGGUCUUUUUCGACAACACUGUCAACGCAGCCGCGGCGAGGUCUGGGGGCCCUCUUCUUGUGGCUCCGAACCAGUUGGCCGCUGUGGGAGUUGUUCCGGGGACCGCGGCCCCGAUCGCUUUCGCCUCGGCUGCUCCCCCCGGCUGCUUUUGGGCGUUCUCGCCAGCCGGAGUUGCGCUUCCUCUGAGCACACUCAACACCUCUGCUGGAGCCCCUCGCGGAGACGACGAGGGGGAGCAGGGGCGUGGCCGCAGCGAAGCGCUACCCGGGCAAGACUGUCGCGAGACGCGAGGCGCCGCGCGGGUUGGCUCGCCCCGAGACGACUACGGUGCCGGAGACAGGCGAGAGAGGCGUGUGAGAAGAAAGGAAGGAAGUCUGCCUCUAGACAGGGAGCGAGGGGGGGACGCCAGGGCUCUCCGCGGACGGAGCGAGGGGGAAAGAGUCGGCGGUAGCCGAGCCGGUGUCCGGGGAGGAGGGCCCAGCAGGGGAGGCAUGGGGAGUUGGUUGAAACGAUGGGAGGAUCGCGCGUCCGGCGCGAGUUCGUCGGCUUUCAGGCAUUCCGUCCGCGGGCGACGCGACGACAGGAGACUGUCUCCGGAUCGCUACAGCUCAGAGGGUAGUCCAGGCUUUCGAGAACCACGCGAGGGCGGGCCGUACUUCCUCGAGAGGGGAGGCCGGCAGGCUGGACCACGAGGCGGCGUCGAGCGCCCUCGAAGAUGCGUGGACGACACGCGGGGGGGUAGUGCUGGAGGAGCAGUGGCUGGGAACGAACAGGAACGGUACCGGAGUUAUCGCAGAGACUCUGCGGGGCAGGAAGGAGAACGAGAGUCUCGAGGAUGGCCAGGUGAGCGGGUGCGCGGAAGCAGGUGUGAGCGGAGAGCAGGACGCAGUGAUGACGAAGGCGAGCGAGGCCGCGGCACAGGCGACCGACACGUUCCCUGGUAUGCCAGGGCCUCAAGAUACAGUUCGUCGCUGCGCCCUGUCGCGAGGCCUCACCUCGCUUCAUCACCGGUGCCGCACUGUAGCUCUCAUGUUCCUGUUCUGAGAAAGGCCGCAAAGGAGAGCCUCCGCGCGACCUUCCGACGUUUCGUGUUGCGCAUCGGCGAAGCAUCCGGUCACGCUGCAGCUGCAGCCUUGCCAGCUGCGUGCCCGCCUGGCUCGUCCCCACCCGUGAACCGGCUGGCGCCGCAGGCUUCGCACGAUGACAAGUCCGGCGGGAACCACCACGGUUCAUGCGUAUCUUUCGCCUCCGUCGGCCCCCCGCCGAGCGGGGACGAGGCCACUCCAAGCCCGAAGAGCCAGAGGAGAGUUCCCGGAGACAAAGAGGUAGCGGAGCCAGAGAGCGCAAAACCCGGGAGAGGCGAUGCUGAGAAAAACAUCGGACAGCGAGAGAGACACGCAGUGCCCAGUCGAGGUGAAGGGGACUCAGCUGACCCGGUGGCGCCAAAGGAACGCGACCCACCCACGCGGCGCUCUACCGCAGAAGAACACGGUUCUCCUGUCGAGCGAAGAGAAGGCCACUGCACAGAGGGAGCAGAGGGAGUCGGCCUGUCGCCCGCUCUGGAGGGUCAGGUUUCCCAGCCGCAGAGUGCCUCUGCGACUUGCCGGCAUGCGGAGGAAGAAGACCUUGAAACAUGCGAAGCAAAAGAAGCAUCCAAAACGGGGGAAACGGACCCACAAGGAGCUACACAUACGUUGACGGAGAGGGCACAACAGACGACAGCGGAAGUCUGCGGAAAACAGAGGGAGCCACAGAGCUCCUUCCCAGCCCACCAUGAACGAGCUGAACCAGAGCCGCCUCGUGUUGCAAUUCUGCUGACCUCCCUCCCUAAUCUGAGACUGGCUCCUCUGCACCGCAUGAUCACGACACACUACAAAAUGCAUGAAGCAGCGUCCUCCCUGCUUCUCUUAGCGACAAGCCCCUCGACGGGCCGGUGUCGCGGCUACGGAGUCCUCCUCCUUCAGUCCUUUGCGGCUGCAGAGCGAAUCUUCCGCGCCCCCCUCUUCACGUGGCGCGCUGCAGGCGGCGACGGCCGCCCGGGGGGCUGCCGCAUUCCCUCGCGCGCGUCUGCGGCGUCUGCGUCGUCGCUUUCGCUGUGCGCCGCGUGCGCUCCCUCGGCACGCCGUCUGCGCUCGGCCCAGCUUGGCGCCGCGCCGCCGCCAGCUCUGGAGAGAGGCCGCCCUCGACUGAGGGCGGCGAGUGCAGACGGUGUACGGAAACGAAGGUGCGCGCGCCUGCUGCCGAGCCGCGCUGCUGACCUGAGAACGGAGGUCCAGCGGCCGCGCCGCAGCCCCUUCAGAGGCGGAUCCCCAAGAGAGGGCGGCGGGCGCGGGAAGGGAGGGAGCGCCGACACAGAUGGACGGGCAAGACCCGGGGCUCACGCGCGGAGGGGCGGGCGAGAGGCAGGCCGGCUGGGGGGGGAGAGAGGAGGCGGGCCGGGGAAGGGCGAGGAGCCCGACAGGGAAAAACAACCGCUCUGCGACCGGGCUGUCAAGCUGCAUCUCCUCGUGUCGCCUACGCUGCAGCUCCAGUUCAAUGCGCGAAUUGCGGAGCUCCUCACGCCGGCAACGUGGUCGCGUUGUUUCUCUUCCUCGCUUUGGACACAGCUGUUUGAGAGCAUUUUUGUCCGUCCUGCAUCCUUGUCUGUCUGUCCGAGUGCCGCCUCUCCAUCCUCGUCCGCUGGCUCUCCUUCGCUUUCCUGCUCCCAAGGAGAGGGUGACGCCUCGGGGGCGGCUUUGAAAACUACGCGUUCUGCAGCCGAGGUAGCAGAAUUCGAGCGAGGAGAAGAGUCUCUCGGACAACCAGAUGCGUCUCUGCUGCGAAAGGGCGUGACUUACUUCCGGAGACCCGCAUCUCUCAGCUUGGAGUGUCAGGAGCUCGAGCGGCUCGGCGCGACGGCCGCGGCGGUCUCUGCGCUUCUUCAGACAAACGUAUACGCCACGUCAAAGCGCGUCUACGUCAACCUCCCUCAUGCGUCCGUUCAUGCGCUCCUGCUGAGGGCAGCGGGGCUCCCUGCAGACAUGCCCUUCUUCGCUGCGGGCGAGGCCGCGACGCAGCGGACCUCGGACUCUGGGAAAGCCGACGAGCGUGAAAGUGGAGUCGCUAAGUCGGAGCUGGAGCCUGUCCGCCAGUCGCAAAAAGAAGGCGAAGGGCACCCCAGGCGCGGAGGGGACUCCCCCGGGCCGACGCGUCAGACUGCGAAGAGCUCCGAGAGCGCCAGCCCCCCAGGGAUUCGUGGGGCGCAGGGGGAGGGUGGCGGGGCGCCAACGGGCCCGGAGGGUCACGACGCUGGCGCUGCAGCGCCUGGAAAGACUGUUUCGGCGGGAGACACCCGUGCAGAGAGCCGCGAGGCAGACUGCGAAACGCCGCAGAGGUCGCGUAGACCCAGUGAGAGCGGCCCAGGCCACGAAGCAGGCAGAUGCAGGAAACGACCCCGAAGCGAGACGGGGGGGAUUGACUGGUGCGUGCUCGAGAUGCUCCAACACGGUUGCCGGCCUAUCACCUUCAGCAUGGGCGAUGAGGGGGCCAGGUACUCCAUUGAGCCGCUCCCCAAGGCUACGGACGAUUGGUAUCCGUGGCACGUGAAGUACUACGAGGCCGCGGGGCCAGCCGCGCGGCUGUCGCAGGCUGUCGGAGAUGCACUCGAUGCGCUGCUGCGCACGCUUGUGGAACAAGACCGGUAUCCCAUCGAGUACCUUGCCUUCGAGGGUGUCCACUUCGGAAAUGCGUGGCUCACGCCGCCACCAGCUGCGGCUGGCGCGUGGCCGAUUGCGGACCUCUCGGGGCUCGAGCUCGGCAGGGCGGCGCGGGCGUGCCAGCGCUCGAAGGCUGCCCCCCUUCGCUGGGGCGAGGCGCUGGAGAAGACUCUCCUGCCUCACGUGCUGCUCGUUCGUGGGCUGCCAAACGCCGUGGCUGAGAGAGUUCUGCAGAGCCUCGAAGAGAUGACUGUCGAGCUCUGGGGAUCGUGGCUUGUUAACCGGGAGACGACGACUGGCGCGCCCAAGGGGCGUGCAUCUGCCUCAUCUGCUCCGCGGAGUUCGCCUCUCGUCUCACUCGACGCGCGGAAGGCAACUGAGGUUGUUGAGCAGGAGCUCUGGGGUUGGCAACUCUUCGAUUUCCCAGAGACGCGAAUGCUGCGAGGUGAUGGUUUUCUGCUUCUGCCAUCUUGUCUGGAUGCAAAGACGGCUCUGAGUCUCCUCUCCGCUUGGGUGUUACCGCGGUGUGAAGACCGCGACAGCUCAGCGGCUACGCCCUUCUCUGUCAGAGCCGGCAAGCCUGCCGAUUUGUCUCCCGAACCCGUGUCUCCGCUUCUGCUUCCUCUGCUCUCCAGGGCAGCGCCACCGUCUGCGCCGCACGUCUUCGCGGUGAUGCCUUUCGAAGUCUCCUCUCACUUGAAAUCCCGUGACCUGCCCUUCCUCGUGGCACUGAUCAACAGUGUGUUGCGGCACCUGCUGCACCGCUGUGUGGCCUCCUCCGCCUGCUGCUGUUCGCUCCUCUGCGCCGAAGGCGAGGAGGCGGGCGAGCGCAUGUGCUGUUCGUGUGCGUCGUGUCUGCCGAAAAACCGGGCCCGCGUGAAAAUGCCUGGAGGCGCACACGUGCCAGAUGAAGAGACAGCGGCGCCCCGGUCGCCCGCGCCCACAAAAAACGACAGUGAUGUCAAGGCGGAGAAAAGGCGGAUAGAGGCGCAUCCUGCUUCGCCAGGUUUCGGCGGCCGCUGUGAGGCCUCGGGAACCGGCGUUCCGACGCAGCCCUGUGCCUGCUGCUGUUGUGUAGAGGAGGUCGGACACACGUCUCUCCAGAGUGCAGAAGAAAGCCUUUCGGCAAAGUUGAUAAGGCAGCGACGACGCCGCAGGACUGCCUUAGGCACCGCGCAAGUGGCUAGAGGCUGGAUGGUAGGCAUGCCUCCUCUGCAGGUGCGUCCUGCGCUACCGUUUCGCAUGCCCUACGCGCCUCUCAUUACAACUAGGACGCAUUUGGACAAGAAGCGGGACACCGAAGAUGGGCGACGCGACCCUGAGGAGGACGACUUCCUGCCCGCGCCUGUCUGUGGAGCAGAGCACAUGAUUGAGAGUUUGUUCUUCUCUCUCGAGGCUUUCUUUCAGCUGCCGCUGCUUCAGCCGUUCUUCAGCGUGCGCACCGCCGACGAGUGCAGGGAACUGGCCGCUGCAAUGGGAGCGGGGGAGGCGGCCGAGGCGAGAGGGAUGAGAGAGACAGAGGAGGCGCGGGCGGAGGACGGCGCGUCGAUGACCGGCGACGACGAAGAAGAGGGGGAGAUGGAAGAGGAGGAAGAAAGCAACGACGACGUCUGGCAUCUGCAGAAGCGGGAAAAUCGGUGGCGGCGCAUAGGCUCGGACGCUCUCCAAACACUUGCAAGCCAACACGAGGAACGAAGUGCGGCUAGCGUGUCAAAAAGAGUGUGUGCUUUCCACAGCGGGCCCGGAGCGCUGCCUGAUGACAGCGGACAUCAUUCCGAGUCUUCCGGGCUGUCAGAAGAGACCGGCAAUUCGGAAGCUCUGAGAGGGCCUCGCGAGGCUGCUGCGGAGACACGAGGGGAGUGCAGCGCCGUCAUCGGCGCGAGUCGUGCAGAAGGAAAUGAGGAGGAGGCGCCGAAACAAGAGACCCCUGGAACACAUGAAGCGAAUGGCUCCGAGAACGAGAGAGGGAUAUCGACUCUUCUGAAAGAAGCAGGUGCGCAGGAAGCGACAGUCAAGUCAGAGCCUUCGGCGGGGCAACAGAAUCCGGGCGAAGGAACCCAAACGACGUCUUCGACAGAUAGUCACCAGCGUGGCGCUGUGGAAGCGGACUGCGGAAGCUCCGUCGCCGCGUCUGCCUCACUUGAGGGCGGAAGGGAGACGGGAGGCUGUGAUCCAGGGGGAGGCGAAGUCGCUUCACGCAAGGGGAAAAAGCUUCUGGUUCGCCUUGACGCUCGUCCCACCUUAGAGGACGCACACUCGAUUCGCAUAACGUCUGAAGCGCUCACGUCGUUGGAGGCUGCGGGCAAAUUCAGGUUUCUCCCUCUCUCUGUCCUGUUUUUCACUCCGAACUUCCGUUCCAACUUUGAGCAAGGAUUCUUUCCUUCGCACGCUCAGCCCGAUGCUGCUGAUUCUCCGCGGUUUGGCCGCUCCCAGCAGCGGUAUUCGCCAAAAAGGGAUGAGGUAAGGCGGGCGCGUCGCUCUGGUUCACCACGACGAGUUGCCUGGAGCUCGUUACGGAGGCCUGAGAGGCAGUGCGGCACGCCGGUGCCGGCGGACAGCAGAGACAAAAAUGCCUCGGAGAUACCGGCGGCGAUGGAUUUCAAGGCAGAAGCUCUCAGGGACGCAAAAACGCAGCCUCACUCAGUCAAGAAGGUGGCUGACGACGGUGUGGCCGCUGUGCCCGUUGUUCCGCAUCAGGGGAUCGAAGGCAAGACAGGCAACAAGGUGCAGAAGAGGGUGACUGAGGUGAAGAUUGAAGCCGAGUUAGGAGAUCCCAGACAAUCUUUGCGGAGCGUCGCUCCAGCCGAGGAGGCUCAGAAUUCCGCCACUCGUCCCCACUGUGCACCAGAAUGCGAGGUUUCGGAGAGGGGUGAUGUGCCGCAAGCACCAACGCCCGAUUCGGCAGAAGCAGAGGAACCGGGUUCGACGACCGAGACUGCGGGGCGCUCAGUGCUGCCAGAAAACGUGGAGCCUGGAAACGAAAUGCAACUUCCUUCAAAAGCGCACACCGAGUCGGCGUCGCUUCAGAUGCCCGGAAGCCAACGGGCGACGCCCGCAGCAUGCUCUGCGGAAGGGGAACAGCACACCUGA